Molecule: messenger RNA, 3653 nt
Organism: Dicentrarchus labrax (European seabass)
Lineage: Eukaryota; Metazoa; Chordata; Actinopteri; Moronidae
Gene: dolk
Product: dolichol kinase
Exons: 2
Coding region: 297-1868 (523 amino acids)
Biological process (GO): dolichyl monophosphate biosynthetic process
Cellular component (GO): endoplasmic reticulum membrane
Molecular function (GO): dolichol kinase activity
Source: RefSeq, a predicted model, not a curated record
UUUUUUUUUUACGGCUCUACCACGUGACCCGGCUGUCAAAUAUGGCCCCUUCCUUCUGGGUGUGAGAGAAGCGACAGCUGACAAAGGGAAGAAAUCUGUCCGGCACCGACUCAUAUCACAGCGCACCUUCGUCCAGAUAACACUGCACCAAUGUGACAUCCUUAUAAAGUGAAAUAUGCCUGCCAAAUGAUGAAGUGUGCCAGAGAGAGGAACUGACAGAAGAAGGCCUUCAUCGUCGCAGACCAUCUGUUCAGAUCAAAACCUCCUCCCUCCCUGCGAGCCUCCACCCUGCAGCCAUGCAGUUCAAUCCAGUGCUCGUGGAGUCCUCUGUAGUUCUCGCCGUGGUGCUGUGUGUCCACAUGGCGGUGUGGAACCAGCACUCCUGGUGCAGCAUAGCUCUCUUCAUCCAGGCCUUCUAUGUACAGCACAAAUGGGACCGUCUGCUCAGGUCCGGGGGCGCCGUGUUCCAGUUCCGUCCCGCGGCGAACAGUGGCAUCGUCCCGGCAUCCAUGGUGAUGCCUUUACUGGGCCUGGCGCUGAAAGAAAAGUGCUCCGCCUCAGGGAACGUCUACUUCGAGCGCUUCUCCAUGGUAGUCACCAUCACAGGCAUGAUGCUGGCUCUGUUUCUCUCCCUGAUUGCGUUGGGCAUCACAAGACCUGUGCCCACCAACACGUGCGUGAUCGCAGGCAUGGCUGGCAGUGCGAUUCUCUACACGACAAAGCAGACGCUGACGGUGUCGGAGGUCAUCGAGGUCUUAGAGGUGCUGUUGAUCUUCGUAUAUCUGAGCCUGAUUGUGCUUUACCUGCUGCCACGCUGCUUCACACCGGGAGAGGCGCUCCUCAUCGUCGGCGGAAUCAGUUUCAUCGUGAACCAGCUCAUCAAGCGCUCCCUGAACCUGGCAGAGGUCAAAGGUGAUCCGGUGAACUAUUUCCUGCCGGUCGUAGUGGUGGGCUCACUGUUGCUGGGUGUUUUCUUUGCCCUGCUCUUCUGCUUCAUGGAGUCCGAGACCUGGGUGUCAUCGCUUUUCUUUCACAUGAUGACGGCCGUUCUGGGUCUGGGGAUCCUCAUGCCGUGGCUCUCCCUGUUCAUCGGCCGGCACCCCAUCAUGUGGCUGCUGGACUUUGUCACAUUAAAUGACAGAAGACUCUGUCUGCUCGGGUACUGGGUGUUUAUGGCUGUCGUGGCCACUUGCGUUGUGUUACACCAGAACUACCAGCGCCAGUCGGGGUCCAAGAAGCACCAGGCCUCGACUGUUGUCAGGAAGUACUUCCAUCUGAUUGUAGUGGCCACAUACGUUCCAGGGCUGAUAUACGACAGGCAGCUGCUCCAUGUGGCGUCUGUCGGUUGCUUGGCGGUGUUCUUGAUCCUGGAGUACGUGCGUUACUUUCGGAUCAGGCCGCUGGGUCAGCUGCUCAGGCAGGUGCUCACCUUGUUCCUGGAUGAGCGGGACUCUGGGCCUCUUAUUCUGACCCACGUCUACCUGCUGCUGGGCAUGUCUCUGCCCAUAUGGUUGUUCCCCGGGCCCUGCGCCCCCAAGGGGAUACUUCCUGGUGCAGGUGGCCUGGUGCCGUAUGCAGGUGUGCUCGCCGUGGGGGUCGGAGACACUGUGGCGUCUGUGUUCGGCAGCACCAUGGGCGAGAUCCGUUGGCCCGGUACUAAGAAAACCAUGGAGGGGACGGCAACAUCUGUGUUCGCCCAGAUCAUCGCCGUGGCCAUGUUUCUCAUCUUCGAUGGGAGCAUCAAUCUGAACUCCACCUACUCAUGGAUUGUUGGCUCUAUCACUCUGGUGGCCAUGUUGGAAGCCUACACCUCCCAAAUAGACAACCUCCUACUCCCACUCUACCUCUUCAUCCUGCUGUUGCUUUGACUGGACAGAUGGCACAAACAAAAACCGACCCCUCCCGCCGUCCUCUGCUCUUUCUGGGGGACGAGAAGAAUGUUGAAUUUGGAAAAAAGUGUAAAAAUAUGAUAGUAGAAGUCCCUUUUAGGAAUCACUGGACUUCAGCAGUUUUCACUAGCACAACAAAGGAAUAAUUAAAAGCUUACAGCUUAAUCAAGCUGGGUAAUCCAACAAACCAGUGUGGCUGCAGACAUGAUGUUAGCAUGACAUUAGACUCUGCUGCGUUCCCAAAUCAUUUCAGUAUCAGUUGCUUUGAGCAAUGAGACGAUCAUUUCAGAAUAAGUUAUAAAGAAAUGUGAGUUAUUCUUUGAGCUGUGUCUAAAGUGACAGGGGUGGUGUAUGGUUUCUUUUGCGUGUCACCGUCCUGACGACGAGGUACUCGACCACUGACACCAACAACUCCUGAAUUAUGCAACAGGAGAUAGUAUUAGCUAAGUGGGGAGGAAAAAAUGUCCUUUUAAACACAGAAUUCUGGACAAUAGAGACGCUGCUAAAAUGGCACAUUCUGAUCAUCAAUGAGGUUUUCCUAUCUUGUCCCAAACGGAUACAUGCCUUUGUAUUGCCUUUGAAGAACAUUAUUUAAAAGUUAGCUUAUUGAUAUGUCUUUUUCUUAAUCAACGUUUUUGUUAUCAGAUUAUUUUGCCUCCCCGAUGGCAAUAUGAAGUACUUACUGCUGAAAAUAUUUGCCUUAAGAAGUAUAUUUUCUAUCACACAUGACCUACUAUUGUACAUUCUGUAGAUGAAAGCAUGGCAGCCCCUCUCAACUCUUCUUCAUAAGGGCUGAUUUAUACUUCUACAUGGCAGAAACUCUCUAUGCUCCUGCAUGACACUAAUGUGAAAUUCAGUACUGUAACAUGUACACAGGUAUGCUACAGUAUAUUUUUGUUUUGUAAAUUCACUUUAUUUAAUAUUUCUGAGGUUUAAUGGGACCCCUUAAAGGUAAACUUAAUAUAUAUAUAUAUAUAUAUAUAUAUAUAUAUAUAUAUAUAUAUAUAUAUAUAUAUAUAUAUAUAUAUAUAUAUUUAUACACAUUUCCUUGUGAUACUGAGCCUACAAACCCUGCAUAUGUUUGGAGUCUGUAGAUAUGCUUUUGGGCCAAAAUGAUGAGCCCUUUUUGUUUUGAGCGACUUGGUUUCGUAACAAUUUAUCCAUAUUAUUGAAUAUUUGCUUUCAGGUUUCAUCUCAUCAUUCUUAGAUGAGGAUGCUACGGUUUAUAACCUGAAACUUGUUUUCAGCAUGAAUCCAUGAAUAGCUUUACGUUCAUCUGUAAAGGUUCCUUUUAUGUACAAUUUAUUAGCAUGAUCCUACUUGUAUGUUGUUUUUGCGAACAUCCUUACAUAAAAAAUAAUAUUGCAUGUUACGUGCAUCAAAGAAAGCUAGAAAUUGCCUCCUAUUUUAGUCCUUUUGUUUGACACUCACUUGAUGAUUGAGAAGCAGCGAAUGACCGAAUGACUUACAACAUGGACAUUAACCCUUUGGUUUCAUAAUUGGAUUUUUAAAAUUAACAUAAGAGGUUUGGAUGCUGUGGUUAAUAAUCAUUCAUACACUAAAUUGUGUUGUUUUGUUUCAUUUUAGUUAUGUCUUAAAAAUGAACGUACUUGAAAAAAGGAUUACUGUUGUCUGUAAAAAUCGGGAUCUGCCAUCUCAUUUUGACACAAAUUUAAAUAAUAAAUAAAAAACCUUGAACAAUAAUAAUGCUGGUUGGUAACAAUGUUGAUGAGGAGUUGCUGAAUAAAAGUACAUCUAAAUAUC